GCGAAAGUUGCUUAACUUCAACGAUCGCAGCCGAACGCGCUAACCACCCGCGCCAUCGAGCUCCUCUGAGAGGAGCUGACGGAAACUGAAAAACUUAAAGAAAUUAAUGAUAUCAAUGAACUGUACUGAACUACUUUGUAAUUCGCAUAAUUACAUGCAAAGGUUGUAUUUAAUUCAGACUUACGCAUCACUGAUUUCGCGGUAAAAAGCAUAUAAGUGGAGUUGUGAAAAACAAUGCAGUUCAUUUUGUUCGCGAUGCGGGUCGAAUGGUCGAUAUUCUUGUGCUUUUUUCUGGUGAACAGGGCGCAGUUAAGUGAAGGCUACUACAGAUACGACAAUGUUACCAUCGACAGAGCCUCACGGCAGCUGAGGGAGUUCAAAAAUGCACACCCUUUACCAAUUGGAGUUGUAACAACGGAAGCCGGAGCGCCGGUGGACAUAAGAGACGCAACGACCAUCAAUUCGGACAUAUUCAACAGUGAAUUCUUCACGGACACUUUAUCGCAUGGAGUCGGCGAAACAAUCCCUGAACGCGUCGUCCACGCACAAGGUCACGGAGCAUACGGCUAUUUCCAAGUCACCAACGAUGUCUCUAUGUACACUAGCGCCGAUGUAUUCAACGGCAUCGGAAAAAAGACGCCAGUCUUCGGAAGGUUUUCGACGGCACGAGCCAGCAUCAACGGCAACGAACUCGGACGCGACCACAAAGGCCUCGCCGUCAAAAUGUACACCAAAGAGGGCAACCUAGACUUCUUAUGCGUCCACAUCCCCGUCUACGAUUACAGAGACCCGCUGGACUUCGCAAACUUCGCACGGACUACCAGACAAAACCCCAGGACUAAUCUGGUCGAUUUCAAUAUGAACUGGGACUUCGCACUGCUCAGAGCUUCGCGUUUGCACGCUGUCAUGUGGCGAUUAUCCGAUUACGGUAUACCGCAAGGCUUCAGGAGAAUGGACAUAUUUCCUAUCCACUCUUACGAAAUACACAACAAGAAAGGCGAGAGAUUCCUCGCGAAAUUCAGCUUCCGCACAGAAUUGGGAUUGGCCAAUCUGACGACUUUCCAAGCCCAAGCUAUCGCUAGUCAGGACAUGCAAUUCUUCAGCCGAGACCUGUAUAACGCCAUUGGCAACAAAAAUUACCCGACUUGGAGACUGGAAAUGGACGUCAUGAAUUUGGACGACGUUAGAAAACUCAAUUUUAACCCCUUCGAUGUCACACGUCUUUGGACAGUUGGGACGUAUAAGACUGUCACUGUAGGAAGGCUGGUGUUUAAUGAAAACAUUGAUAACCAUUUCAGAAAUGUGGAGCUUAGCGCGUUCAAUCCUGCGAACAUGGUGCCUGGUAUUCCCGGGCCCGUGGACACUAUGUUCAAAGGAAGAAGAUUUGCGUACCGAGACACUCAGAACCAUCGAUUGGGCAGAAAUCAUAACAGAAUAGAAGUGAACAUGCCUCUGCACGCGUUGACUUACACGCGGGAUAGCAAGCCACCCGUGAGAGACAAUAUGCGUGAUGCUCCGAGCUUUUUCCCCAACUCAUUCAACGGACCCGUGCCUUAUGUCGAGUCCAGCCGGCCGAGUCAGAAAUUUAUGAUAUUCGAACAGAAUUCAGUCGACCUGGCCCCGGCGUGGUUCUUCUAUAAUCAAAUCUUGAAAGAUGAUUCCGAAAGGCAGAGGUUAAGUAAUAAUCUUGGUGACACGCUGUUGGGUGUUGAUGCUGAAAUACGAGAGAGGGGCUUCGCGGUCUUGAGUUGGAUCGACACAGAUCUGGCGAGAAGAGUGGAGGAGAGGUAUAACAUAGUCAGCAGAGCGGCUGAAAGAAGAGCUCGCCAGGAUGUCUCGACGAGAUUCAACCCUCUGGCUAGAUGCUUAGAGGCGUUUUUGUUAGGGCAAUUGACGCAUCAUUGCUAAACGCCCACGGCCUGAAUACAAAACGGAGGCUAAAGUUAAACCUGGACUCAAACUGAUGCUGUCACUUUUGCUUGCUAAAAAGAAGACAAAGACAAGAUUAGGUUUAAACCAAGACUAAUUUUAGUCCGCGAUUUGUAGUAUCCUUACUACAAAUCGCGUUCAGAGUUUCAAAAGGUUUGCGUCUUCGUUUUCUACCAAAAUUUUUGUCAUGAAAUCUCCAACUCGAAAUCUUCAAAUGUAGAAAUUAAUAUGAAUUAGAUUUCUUCUGAUUUGCUAACCAACUAUUAAAGAACUCUAAGACAAUAAUGUACUUUAUUUAACAAGUUUCAAUGACACAUGUUUUCUAUGUAAAAGUAAAAUUAAUUUGUAGCUCUCAAAUUGGCAACCUUUACGACAGACAAUACAAGUUUUUUAAUUGUCAAAUGGUGGUUUUAAAUAUAUCUAAGAUUGGGGAAUCAUAUAUCCGUUAGAAAAUUAGUCAGAACCGUCUUAACUCGAGACGUUCUGUAUUUUUUAUGGUAUUCUAUACUUGACUGCCCACUUAAUAAGUACCGUGGUAGAUUCACUUCGAAGUAUUUGUGAAAUGAAACUUCUUUCCGAGCGGGGUGUAAAUGGAAAAGACCUGUGGAAAAGAUGAAACGGAAAUGCGUCACGGGUAUAUGCGUGUGUGUGUGUGUGUGUGUG
This is a messenger RNA of Chilo suppressalis (striped riceborer), 2592 nucleotides long. The record is from the annotation of a GenBank genome assembly. Lineage: Eukaryota; Metazoa; Arthropoda; Insecta; Lepidoptera; Crambidae.